AUGUUAACAUCAAUACAAACUCGACAUAUGAUUGAUCGCAUUGAAAAUGAAGCUUUUAUUAGCAUAUCAGUGAAAAAAGCUUUAUGUAAAUUGUACGAAAAUCGAAUAAAAGGAUCUGAUCAACAACAAGAUGAACGUGAUAUGACAUUAAAAUUAUUCAACGAAUUAAUUGAUGCAAUAAAAAAUGAUUUUUGUUCAUCAGAACAAUAUGAACGUGAUCAUCAAGUACAAGAUUUAUAUAAUCAAUUAAAAACCAAUCUUAAUAAUUGGAAAAAUAAAUGGUUGAAAUUAGUUAUUGAUAUACAACAAUUUGAAAAGGCAUUUGGAGAACUUGUAGAUUAUCUCGAGUCCAAUUUUAGUAUUAUGUCCACGAUUUUCGAACAUGUUUCGAAAAAGGCAAACAAUGUUGAAAAAGAAAAUGAAGAAUUAAGGAAAAAUUUACAGGAUAUUAAGCAUGAAACUGAUGAUUUAAAAACAAAACUCAAUCAAUUAGAAAUAAGUGAAAAGAGAAGAGUUGAAAAAGAAAAAAUUGUUGAAAAACGUAUACUUAUUCGUGAUUUAUUUCUCAUGGCUCACAAAAAAUUACAUGAAGAAAUAAACAAACGUCCAUUACCAAAAAAUAUAUUAAGUAUCGUGUAUGAAAAUGAUAUAAUCGAAUUAUCGAAUAAAUAUAUUUUUUUGUUCAAAAUUCUUCAUGAUAUAUCGGUGGAAUUUAAAAUUAGUGAAGAAAAAUUAUUAAAAUACCUUCAACAAAAGAAGGAUGCAAAUGAUGAUUUUCAUUUAAAUACGGAAAUCAAACAAUAUGCUUUAUAUCCAGCAAGAUUAAUCAGAUUUGGUUUAAAAAAUGAAUGGAUGAUUGAAUUUGAUGAUAAAAUACAAGGCAAACAAUGGAUAUCACCAAAUCGAUUAUUCUUUCGUGAAGAAUUUUAA
Molecule: messenger RNA, 930 nt
Organism: Rotaria sordida
Lineage: Eukaryota; Metazoa; Rotifera; Eurotatoria; Philodinida; Philodinidae
Source: the annotation of a GenBank genome assembly